Messenger RNA from Dreissena polymorpha, 2814 nucleotides. RefSeq names its product D(1A) dopamine receptor-like. Lineage: Eukaryota; Metazoa; Mollusca; Bivalvia; Myida; Dreissenidae. The coding region runs from base 541 to 1833 and encodes 430 amino acids. The record is from RefSeq and is a predicted model, not a curated record. Gene Ontology annotation, cellular component: membrane. Gene Ontology annotation, molecular function: G protein-coupled peptide receptor activity. The transcript has 3 exons. Gene Ontology annotation, biological process: neuropeptide signaling pathway.
GCUUCAUUCCAUCUCCUUUUACUGGUCGCAAACAUUACAACAUCAGCGCCGUAUAUCUUUUUAAUAAUAUUUUUUGUUUACGGUGUUUCGAAAACAAAUAAACAUAUUUUGGUAAAAAACGAAUAUCAGAAUAGGGAACAACAAUAUUUAUAUGAUCUAAAAUAUACGUGAUCACAGAAUGCAAUACGGUAGUGAUAACUAAAUAUGAGAACACAGCCUUUAAGUACAAACGCUUUGGCGCUGACAAUCUUCUAAAUGUAAAGGGGCACACACAAACUGUUUAGAUGUCGUGAGUUGAGUAUGAAACUGUUCUAUCUCCCAAGCCUUUUUAUAAGAGAUAAAGUAAAUUAAUUCUGGCCACGCAUUUAACAUCGUUACAAAGACGCGGUCGUGUUGCCGAUGUUCUGGGGAAUUAUGCUCAAAUCAGCCAAUGGAAUAAAUGAAGUGUAUUCAUUCGGAUCUAGCCGCGGGAAAUUGAAUUUGAAAUGUAUUGGACACUUACAAAUGUCAGUUACAAUAUCUACUGGAUGGUAAACCUGCAUGUGUGAAUACAGCUGUAGAGGAGAGAAGAGAGUUCCUGUUCAACCCAGAUACCACAAGAUAUCUGCAUCUAUGUCUUCGACAAUGUGGGUCUACAAAACCCUGUCGGAUGACGGAUCAAACUUUACAAACAGUUCAGCAAAUGUAGAAUCCUUAGAGGAUCUCAACAAACGUUAUGCAAACGCUCUUCUUCCUCUGACUAUUACAUUUGGAGUGUUUACACUAUUUGGUUUUCUUGGUAAUCUCGUGAUACUAAUUGUAUUUUCAUUAAGCCGUGAGUACAGAAGGAAUAAUUUCAAAGUGUUUGUACUGACGUUGACUGUUAUAGAUCUUAUAACCUGUAUGACCCUCAUACCUGCGGAGAUUGUCAAACAAAGAAACUUUUUUGAAUUCGAAAACGCAUUACAGUGCAAAUUUAAGUGCUUCUUUAAUGUAUUCGGAGCCUCGUCUUCAUGUCUGGCAUUACUCGUUAUUUCUGUGGAUCGCUUUCGAAAGGUGGUGCAGCCAUUUAAGAAACAACUGACCCCUAAAUUGGCGGUGAAAGUUCUAAUUGGAGUUGCAAUAGUAUUUCCGAUAUGUCUUGCAAUUCCAGGUACUAUCAUGUGUGGUAUUAACACAAAGACGAUUGUGAAUAAAUACGGAACGAACACAACUAUUCAUCUAUGUGAAACAGAAGAAAGGUUUGAGGCAUCAGUAUGGAGAAGUAUUUACAAAUGGAUAUUCAUAUUAUCACUCGGUGGUAUCUCUCUGGCAUACAUAAUCCUGUAUACAUUUGUUAUGCAAGCUGCAGCAAAACAGAUCAAAGCUAUUUCAUUGCAGCGGAACAACUCUUCAUUUGAUUGUGCAAGAACUUCCGGUAUCUUUGAUCCGAACAAUGAGAGUAUAGAACCAACUAACGACCUAUCUAUGAGAAAGGAAAACAACAGCAUAAGUGACAUCCAAAAUGGGGUCAAUGGCAAACACUAUGUGACGCAGUGCAGUGGACGAAGUCAUAAACGUCAUACGCCAAUGCUACAACGACAUGGUUUUCCAACAAAGACAAUAAUUUGGUUCAUAUUGACUAUUGUCUUUAUAGUGACGUACUUAACGCAUAUUAUUUUGUCAUUAAGAGUGGGGAAAAUAGUUAGAAUGGAACCCGAAGAAUUUGCUUCAUUCUCUUUUUUCUUCAGGAUUUAUUUUGUUAAUCAUAUGAUUAAUCCGCUUGUGUAUGCUAUAUUUGUGAAGAGGUUUAGAGAAUCUUGUAGAAAUAUUGGUCCACUUGUAAUGGAAAAACUAUCACAACUUCUUUGCUGAUUGUGUUUUCGACAAGGUAAACGUGUUGUAAAGUUAUUUCACCCAAUAAUAUGUAAUCAAUUCUGAGCUUGAUGACUACAAGUCCUCAAAUGAAUCAAUUUGACGCGGAGUAAAUUUACCGGUUUUCUUGUAUCGGAUAACUUUUACAAUAAAAUUAUGUACGACACGUUUAAACGCGUUGUCAACUUUCUUUACGUUUUUGCUGGCUUUUCAUGAGGUAAGAAAAUUCGUUAUGCUGUUCUAACCUUCUUGCUUAAUGUACAAUUAACGUGUAUAUUUUCUAGCAAGUUUAAGUUUGAGUUUCCCGUAAUAUCUCAAUUAUUUCGGAAAUCAACUGCAACUUAUUAGGAGGCCCUUAUGUAUUACAGUCACUUGACUGUGUCUACCACAUGUUAAUUGCUUUGUUUUGCAGCGUAUGAUUAUUUUUCCACUCGAUUAGUCAAUUGUGAAGAUUUUGUUUCCGCUGAAGUGUUUUGCAAUAUGAAAAUAUUUUACAGUAUUAUAACGUAAGUUGGUGUGUUGAAAUGUUAAAGCUAUACAAUUGAUUGAUACUGAUCACAAACAAAACCAAAAUCGCUACAACCAAAUUAAAUUUUUGAGUUUUCAAUUACAUUUAAAGUUUUAGAUUACAAUAUACACCAUCAGCAAAUCUUCGUUAACAUAAAACAUGCACUUAAACUUAUAUAUUGCUUUAAUGUACAUUGUACUUAACAAAGGUACUUUAUUAAGACAUUUAAAGGAUUAUUUUUCGAAAAUAAUUGCACUGGUAUAAUUUUUUUUUAAUGUUUUAACUUACUAAUUAAAGAUUACUUUUGCAAAUUGAUUGUUAUGGCAUAUUGAAAUAAUAAUAAUAAUUUUAUAUUUAUCAAGAUAAUGUAACGAAGCCAUUGGUUGUUACCUUGUAUACGUUGUAAUAGAGUUCUGUCUCUAUCAGUAGUGGAUAGGAUAUUGUACACUUGCAAUAAAUAUCGGCAAAACCAC